CGUCCCGCCCCGCCCCCCGCCGCCGCUCCGCACGGUCCGCGCGUGUCCGGCCGCGCCGGUAACCGAGGGCGCACGGACUGUACCGGCCCCAGCCGCCCUCGGGGAGCGGAACGGCAACGCCUGACAUAAGUCACUCGUCUAGUCUGGCGUGUCCUUUACGGAAAACGGGAAAACCCCGGUGUUUUUGCCCAUGUAGCGUUUUCCAGCCGGUGAGAGCAAAGCCCUGCCGCGCCGAGCUUGCUAACCAGGUGCGGAGCAUCACCAAGUCACGGAAGGAAUUYACCAGGACCGUGUUUCCCCCUGAUCCCAGGGAUCGCUGGUGCACCAGGCAGAGGAGGAAGCCAUGGUGUGCAUUCCCUGCAUUGUGAUCCCUUUUCUACUCUGGUUCUACAAGAGAUUCCUGGAGCCCUACAUCUACCCUGUGUUCGCGCCGCUCUUCAGGCGCCUGCGGCCCAAGAAGCCUGUGCAGGAGCCAGCAGAUGCCAAGAAAACUGUGCAGGAGCCAGCAGAUGGCACGACGCCUGUGCAGGAGCCAGGAGAUGCCCAAACGACUGUGCAGGAGCCAGGAGGCAGCGCACCAGCAGAUGCCCAAAAGGAGCCAGGAGGUAGCGCUGGGGAUCCUCAGGGAGGAUCACCUCCAGGUGCCGAAGGAGACAAGCAGGAUGGACCACCUAAAAGCCAGAAACCUGAAAGCAAUGGCGUUCCAAGAGGAAUUUUUACAAAGAAAUCCGCAAGAAUUAGCAAGAAAACGGAUUAAAGGAGUAAAUUCCUAAGAAUUUUAUUCCCUCGCAUCCAGUAUGAACUGCUGAUACUCCUCUCACUUUGASACCUUUUUCUUUGCACAUUUUAGCUGAAUAAAAACCUUUAUUGCUUGCA
Molecule: messenger RNA, 876 nt
Organism: Malurus melanocephalus (red-backed fairy wren)
Lineage: Eukaryota; Metazoa; Chordata; Aves; Passeriformes; Maluridae
Gene: CUNH18orf32
Product: chromosome unknown C18orf32 homolog
Exons: 4
Coding region: 344-757 (137 amino acids)
Biological process (GO): positive regulation of canonical NF-kappaB signal transduction
Source: RefSeq, a predicted model, not a curated record